Molecule: messenger RNA, 654 nt
Organism: Penicillium mononematosum
Lineage: Eukaryota; Fungi; Ascomycota; Eurotiomycetes; Eurotiales; Aspergillaceae
Exons: 2
Coding region: 1-654 (217 amino acids)
Source: RefSeq, a predicted model, not a curated record
AUGCGGCGUAUAACACAUGCUCUCCUUCGACCUCGACGUCUGCCGGAGAUCACAGUAGCCAUUGUCUGGGCUCCCCACGAGGAAAUUGAAUCCCUCGUCAACGCCACCGAAACCCUUGCGAUCAAGCGACGGACUCCAGGCUUGACAUACACUCCGACAUCAACGACCAAUGCAACAGCCACGUCGUCCACUGCUCAGACUGACGGAAAUCAGGCGGAGCCCAUUGCCGAAAAACCCCAACAAGGUCAAAUCUACUAUAUCCAAACCAAGAUACUCGGCCGGUCUAUCAACUAUGUCAGUCUUGUACGGCUCAUAGUCCUGCCACCUAGGCUUCAAUUCAUAGCCGAUGAGGUCCAAGACCUAGCACCCGGGGUCCGAGCCUUGAUCACUCGAGCCACAACUAUUGCCAUGCCGAUAACACCUGUGCUUCCUCCCGGGCUUCUGCAGAAGAUCACAAUCACCGAAAACAGCACUAUGUCUGCGAGACAGUCACUGGCGCAUGUGCUGGCUGGGGUUGAUCAGUUUGCUGAUUGGGAGAGCAGCGCAGGGGAGCUCUUGCUCUGGUGGCUGAUGCUGCUGAGACCGUAUUGGUGUUGGAUUGGGUUUGUUCUGGUGUUUCUCCCCUUGCUUAUCCUAGUGAUUGUCUUGCCUUGA